GCUCCCACGGUGCUGCUGUGGAGAGCUGUGAGAGCGACAGCCAGGAGGAAUAAAAGCCAUUAAGUCCCCCCGUGCCUCCACAGGCAGGGUCCCAAGGAGCUAAGCACAGCUCUGGGGUCCCACUGGAGAGGACUCCCCCAGCAGGCUUUCACUGAAGGAUUUUGCUGUUCCUCUGCCUGGUCUCCUCAUGCACAGGUGAACAGAUUUGGCACCCACGGCACUCUCAGACACCCCGAAAGGUUCAUCACGAUGACUGCUGGCCUGGAGAAAGCCUGCCACCGGUGCAUAUCCAAAAUUGCCAGCAAUGCAUUCUUUAUAUUUGGGCUCCUUGCUUUCCUUGCCUUACCUCUGUCCAUGACUGUUGUAGGAAUGAAGUUUUUGGAAGAUUGCCCAGUUCAGCCACUAAUUCCAUUAUAUCUGUUGGUGGGUGGCGUGAUUGGCAGCUUAAAGGUGACUCUCCUGCUGUAUGACUCAACCAGGAUGAGGCAGCUGCUUUCCAAGUCUGUUGUGAUUGAUGAUGAUGAUGACGACGAAUAUCCCUGGAGGCAGAAUGCUCACAAGUACUACAUCCAUCUAACCCUCAGCCUUUUCCUCUUUCUCUGGUUCAUUCUUGGGAACUUCUGGGUUUUUUCUGUGUACCUGCCAAAUUUCAUCCCGCCUUUUCAUCAGCCUCAGGAUUACUGUGACAAAACCCUGUACAUUUUUGCUGUCGGUGUUCUCAUUAUUAGCCAUACUGUUCUGUUUCUCCUUAUCUUUUGUAGCUGCUGCAUAUAUUGUUUUUCCAGGCAAAGAUUCUCUUCUGAGGAAGACUAAAUGUCACAUAAAUAAAGCCCUAGAUGUUUGGGCAAGAGUGUACAACAAAGAAUAGGCAAUAAUACACCCUUAUGUACAUCUUUGUUGUACUAUAUGUAUGUAUGAUAGCAGUCAACUGCAAGAGGAAAAUGUAAAAUAUAGUGCCAUCUGGAAAUAGCUAUGCUGGAAUACAGUAUAGUCUAUGUAAAAUUGUUGCUACAGAUGCCAGGGUGCACUCUUGCUAACUUUUACAUCCCUUUUUUAACUCUUGGAUGUUCUAUCUGGAGCAAGCUCCUGCAGAUGGCGAACUCCUCUAAAACCAGGUCUCCCUAUGUUGUAUAUACGGCACAGUACAGCAUAGUACAUUUCUGCCUGUAAAAGUAGCCAUAUUGUCCUCUUCAUUGAAAUCUGAGCAUCUCCAUAACCUUGCUGAGAUUUGUUCUGUCCCUGCAUUACAUACAGAUGAGGGAGUGAGACAAGGAGACAAAGGGCUGUAUUCAGGCCACUUUGCAUGGUUCAUGGACUUUGACAGUAAGUUAGAUGCUUGCUAGAGAGCAAUUCAGGCCACAGUCAGAUCAGCCAGGAAGUAGGCAUGAUAGCAGUACACACAUGUAUAAAAGGCAGCCUGAAUAUGGCC
This is a messenger RNA of Manacus vitellinus (golden-collared manakin), 1429 nucleotides long. It is a transcript of the gene TMEM272, whose product is annotated as transmembrane protein 272. The record is from RefSeq and is a predicted model, not a curated record. The transcript has 5 exons. NCBI's taxonomy places the organism in Eukaryota, Metazoa, Chordata, Aves, Passeriformes, Pipridae. Bases 250 to 813 code for a protein of 187 amino acids.